GCGUGCAUUCGAUCAACAUUGUUAAUUUUAGCCAGUCCAAAUCGCGAUGUCAAAGAUACCGUACCCGUUCCAGGCGGCCAAACGUUUUCCACCAGCCUCCCCGCGUCUCCCUGUGUCGAUUUCAUGAGUGAAAAUCAUAAUAUUAACUUUCUGUGUCUACACACUGUAGUUAGUGCGGUCGAUUCGAAAGUGAACCGUAGCUUUUAUAGUGCCUUAUAAACAAUCGUGUUAGUUGCUUCUGUUCAGUUUACUGUUUGUUUCUGCUCUCCUGGUAUUUUCUGUUGGACUGGUGCGAUAAUUUUUUCCACAAUUAAGGUGUUGAUCGACGCAUGGAGGCAGAGCGGCACCAUGUCGGGGAUGACGGGCGCCAGCAUGCUGCGCACGCGCAGGAAAGAUGUCAACGUCAAACCCAACCGCAAGUUGGACCGCAAGUCCUCGCGGGGCAUGCUCUACGAGAACGAGGAGCUGCGUCUGCGCACCAUCAACAUCAACGCCGAAGUUGAAAGAGGGCAGUCCGACAUAAAAAAGCUCAAGCGGGAGAACGAACAGCUCAAACGGGAAAUUUCAGCGCUUCGCUACGAGUAUGACAAACUGGACCGAAUGCUGCGCGAGCGCCGCUCCUCACCCGAACACUCGGACUCUCAAGGAGAUCCUUACGAUUCUGAAUACCAUAAUUCUAACCCUGAUGCUUACGGCGUUGAAGAUUUGCAUAUUCAGCCGCCUGAACCGUAUGCCGACGAAGACCACAGUGACAGCGUGUCAGUGUGCAGCGCGUGCCCCGAGUGCGCGAGCGCCGACGGGUCUGUCCGCGCUGUUGCCUUUCAUGAUCUGAGCGUCGUGCCUGAGGAAGGAGAGCAAGAGAAUAAGAGUGGUGCUGCUACGCCGUGUACGUGUGACGAGUGCCAAAAAGAUGCUAAAGCGACCGAGGAGAACGAUCAGACAAGUAGUAAGGACGCAAUAACAAUCAAAGAAGCUAUACGACCGACGAACAAUGCUCACGCUCAGCCAAAUAUGACGGACAAUGGCUCUGAUCGAACUGUCGACGUUCUUGUACAUGACGCUCCGAAUGUGCCAAGAUUUUUUCAAUCCGUGACGUCCCAACCUUUCCAGGUCAUACCACCUUCGCCAGGCUUCGUCAUCGCUCCCUACCAACCUCCACGCUUCCAUACAGGGGGAAACGUAGAAGAUUUGCUGGGAGACGUCCAACCGAGCACGGUCCAGACCACUUACAUUCAACAAAACUCCAUAUUCAUGUGCAACACCAAAAACGUUGUCCAAAAAAAGUGCUGCUGUCAAAACUCAACGAGUCGCGACUCGAAUUCUAAGACUGAAAACAAAGAGCAAACGCCAAAAUGUUACGUCACAGAAAAGAAUAUAGAACUAACAUACGACUAUCCAAGAACGACACCCAUUCCAAGUAGCCCUAGUCAAAAAUCGGGAGAGGAGGUCCAAUCGACGACCACCGAAGUAGCCAGCACGGUUGUGUUCGUAGAAAAGAAGAUGCCUACCAAACCAAAGAAAUUCGAUUUCUUCUUUCGCUCCAGAUCAGCCCCAGUCGGUGACAAUGAGGAACCUAUUUACGCAACAGUGAAUAAACUACCAAAGAAAUUAAGAAGAAUGGAACUGGCUACUUUAGAAAAGGAGGUGGCGUACAGAAAUGGCGAGCAUGAUUCCUCAUCUCGUACGGAGAUAACCUUGAAAACAGAUUCUGAAUCUCAAGUCCCGCCACCAGAUGAUGAUACGAGUCGAUCAGAACGGGAUAAAUCUACGAUACCCCAACGCCCAGAAUCUCCUAAAGCUAAGAAACGGAAGCGGUUUUCGCUGACGUUUAAAAAACGGGAGAGAAAAAGAAAGGACAAGAAAGCGGAAGCGAAGAAUGGAGUGAAGAAUGGGAUACCCGUUCAAGUGGAGAGCGAUAAUGAAAGGCUGAUUGAGGAGCAGGACCAGAAGCACAAACACUGCACAAGGCACCGACCUGCGCCGCGGAGCAACAUGUCAUCUUCGAGUUAUGGCCCGCGAUACAAGCGGGAUAGCUAUCAGGAAAUGACAACGUCUCAUUCUGAGCACGAACGGACCAACAGUGUGUGUUCUUCUGUGAACUCUCUCGGCUCAGCCUGUACACACAAAUCCAGAAAACUGUCUGUAGCACCACAAGACGGCUCGAUACCUUGGUGUGGAUGCUGGGGAGCUGGCUGCGUGUGAAGAUACCCUCGAAUAACUAAAUGAUAUUCUUUUAUACCAAAAGUCCAGAAAUCUGCUGGCAUUAUUGCAAGACGGGUCUAUACCCUUGUGUUGGGGCUGUGUGAAGAGUCCCCCAAAGACACAAAUUAACUAUUCUCUUUAUACCUACCAAAAAUCCAGAAAUCUGUUGGCUUUAUUGCAAGACGGGUUUAUACCCUGGUGUUGAGGCUGUGUGAAGAUUCCCCCAAAGAUCCAAAACUAUUCUUUUUAUACCAAAAGUCCAGUAAUCUUCUGGCAUUAUUGCAAGAUGGGUCUAUACUCUGGUAUGGAAGCUGUGUGAAGAGUCUCCCAAAGAUCCAAAUGAACUAUUCUUUUUAUACCAAAAGUCCAGAAAUCUUCUGGCAUUAUUGCAAGAUGGGUCUAUACCUACCCUGGUUUGGAGGCUGUGAGAAGAGUCCCCCAAAGAUCCAAAUGAACUAUUCUUUUUAUACCAAAAGUACAGGAUUCUGUUGACAUUGACCAAGCCCUGGCGUGGAUACCUACUCUAGCACCGAUGGUGGUGUAAGAAAUAACUGAAAACUUGGUAACUAAGUAGGUAAUCUUUUUUAUCACAAGUUGAGAAUUCUUUUAACAGCGCGCAAGAUAUUGUCUUUGUCUUGUAUGGAUACUCUGGCACCGAUGGUGGUGUGUGAAGAUACCUCCGAAGAACUAAAUGAAACUUUACCAACCCCCCAAGUCCAGGAAUCUGUCGAAAGCACCACGAGAUAACUCCAUAAUCCGAUGCUGAUGCUAGGGAGCUGCCUAUGUGUAGGUACCUAUAUUCCGUCAAAGAACUAAAUUGACUCUUAUACCAAAAGUCAAGUUGAAAGAAGUUGUGAUAACAAAGGAACUGCAGUGUUGCUGAACGUUAAUCAAAGUCAAAGUCAAAGAUUGAAGAUUGAAACUUUUGUAUAACACUCAAUACAGAUAUAGCAAUUCUGAUCUAUAGGUAUCCUGGCCUAAAAGUUGGGGACGCAGAAUUUGUGUGAACUAUUAUAAGAACUAUUAUAUUAUUAUGAACUAUUUUUGUACUACAGUGAAGUUUGUGAAGUGUAGUGCGUUUGCGUGCAUGUUGAACAUGCACUAAUUAGGAAUUAGGUAGGUAAGUAGGACUCGUUAUGAAAAUUCGUAAGAAAUUUAGAAAAUUGUUACAAAUUAUUAGUAUGAUUAGG
Molecule: messenger RNA, 3392 nt
Organism: Maniola jurtina (meadow brown)
Lineage: Eukaryota; Metazoa; Arthropoda; Insecta; Lepidoptera; Nymphalidae
Exons: 10
Coding region: 349-2202 (617 amino acids)
Source: RefSeq, a predicted model, not a curated record